Molecule: messenger RNA, 4906 nt
Organism: Bactrocera tryoni
Lineage: Eukaryota; Metazoa; Arthropoda; Insecta; Diptera; Tephritidae
Gene: dac
Exons: 12
Coding region: 339-3935 (1198 amino acids)
Source: RefSeq, a predicted model, not a curated record
UGCCGCACGUUCGUGGCAUGUGUUUCGUUCGUUCGUUUGGCUUGCUGUAGUGUAAGCAAUUUGGUUAUUCGGUUCACGUUUGUCAUAAAAAUCAAGCAAAAAUACACAAAACUAAUAAGAGCAACACACACACGUGCAAAUACAUAUGUAUGUAUAUACGCCAAAACUGAUUUGUGUGCUGUGCAGUGAUAACGAAAAACAAUAAAGUGAAAAAAAAUCUAAAGCUGUGCAAACUCCCCAAAAGUAUAACCAAAACUAACACAAAAAGUACGAAAAUCACUAUAUAACGGUUAUUAAAAAGCAAACAAAAAUAGUUACAGUGUUGCAUGUGACAAAGCAUGGAUUCUAACGCCGCUGAUGCACAAUCGAUCACAAGUGAACACAGUGUUGCCUCGUCUACCUCCUCAGCGCUGCAUGGCGCCGUAUUAGCGGCUGUUAAGCGCGAACGUUCACCGACACCGGUCCACAACAACAGCAAAACAAUGAACACCAUUUCAGUGGCCACCAAUCUGACAAACAAUAAUCACAAUAGUAAUAACAACAACAAUAAUAAUAACAAUAGUCCACGUCACAACAAGCUGAGUCCCAGCUAUCAUCACAAUAAUAAUAAUAACAACAGCAUACUGUUGGCGCACGGCAUGAAUCCGACAGCGCUGCUAAUGCAUCAUCAGCAACAGCAGCAGCAGCAGCAACAACAGCAUCAACAACAACAACAUCAACAGCAGCUAAAUGGUUCACGUGAUGGCAAUAGCAGCCGCGGUGGUAGCGGUCCCGGCGGCAGUGGCGCUGGCUCGCUGAGCGGUAGCAUAGGCGACGAUCGUCCCUCGAACGGCCGGCUCUCGCAUACCGGUCGCGGUUCCAGCUGCUCGCCGGCCAGUUCACCGACACGCCAUCCCAACGCCGUAAGUCCGGUGACAUCGCUCAAUCAUACGAUGAUGCAACAAAUGCAACAGCAACACCAUCAACUUAGUCCACCGCCACAUGUGACGGGCGUGCCGACACCGAAUGGCCUGCCCGCUGGUUUACCGCCACGCAUGCCACACGGUUUGCCACCACAUUCGCUCGGCUUGCUCAAUUCGCUGCAAAUGAUGCAUCAUGCUUCGCCGCUGGAGCUGAUGGCGGCCGCCCAUCAUCAUGUGCCGCCGCGCUCUUACAAUAGUCCGCCACCGAUUUCCACAUCGGAUCCCAGCGCUAACGAAUGCAAGCUGGUCGAAUAUCGUGGCCAGAAAGUGGCCGCCUUCAUUAUUAGCGGUGACACGAUGUUGUGUCUGCCACAAGCUUUCGAGCUAUUCCUCAAACACUUGGUGGGUGGUCUGCAUACGGUCUAUACGAAACUGAAGCGUCUAGAUAUUGUACCGUUGGUGUGCAAUGUGGAGCAAGUGCGUAUAUUACGCGGUCUCGGCGCCAUACAGCCGGGUGUUAAUCGGUGUAAACUGCUCGCCUGCAAGGACUUCGAUAUUCUCUACAGGGACUGCACGACUGCCAGAUGCUUAUCGAUCAAGCCACCUGAGAGUAACUCUCUGCAAUUCCGCAGUUCCAGACCGGGUCGACCGCCAAAACGUGGCCCCGUCGGUUUGUCGCUGCCGCCCACACACCUGUCGCAACAUCCGCAGUUGAAGAAGCAUCGACUGGAUAAUGGUGACUACGCAUACGAGAAUGGCCAUAUUGCUGAUUUGAAUCGCUUGGAAAAGUCACCACUACUCGCCAAUGGCUACAAUCCCCCGCCCAUCAAUCAUAUGGCCUUCAUGCAAAUGAAUCACCAUCCCGGCACGGCAUUAAUGUCACCCGGCAUGCCGCCACAUGGCUUACACGCUCGUCCCGACAGUCAAAUGCUGAAAGCCGCCGCUCAAGGCGGCAUGUCCGCGGCGAAUAUGGACGCAUUGGCGCGUUCCGGCAUUUGGGAGAAUUGUCGCGCUGCUUAUGAGGAUAUUGUUAAACAUUUGGAACGCUUACGUGAAGAGCGCACUGAUGAACGUCAGCAAAUGAAUAGCGGUGGUGGCGUUGGCAAUGAGCCGAAGAUACGCGAUCUAAGCUCACGAAAUUCUGGUUCGCCGAGUCGUCAAAGUCCCGUACUGAAUCUCUCGAAAUCCGGCGGCAAUACCGAUCAAGGCAGCAAUUGUGAUGACCGCAGCGAACGCAGCGAAAUGCAUUCGCCAGUGCAUUCGGUGCGCGAUGGCAGCGUCGGUGGCGGCAGUCAGGGUGUGAUUGGCGUGGAGGACGACGAUGACGAGAAUCUGAGUGAUGAUAAUGCGUCAGAAGUCGACGAACGCUGCGCCAAAGAUGAAGAAGACUUAAGUGAUACGGAACGUGAUAAUAUAACGUCGUCGGCGGCGUCACAACGUCAUCAUCCACUGCAUCAUCACCAUCACCACCAGCUACAUCAUGGCGCCAACAGCAAUGCCAUGGGCGUGGGCGAACGUGGCGGUGUAGCGGGCGGACCAGGCGCCGGUGUUGGUGUAGGUGUCGGUGUUGGCGGCCUUGGUGUUGCCGCCGCCGCAGCUGCCGCCACCGCUGCUGGUCUCAACGAACGCGACGUACUCAACACGCAUGCGGCGUUACAACAAUCACCCGUCUCUACACACAAUGCGGCCGCCGUCGCAGCGUUGCAACAACAUCAUCAGCGUGCGCUCAACUAUUCACAUUUGGCAGCGGCCGCAGCCGUCGCUGGCGGUGCCGCUGGUGGGCCCGGUGCGAAUGCUGCCCUCACCAAUGGACCUGGCUCCGGUGGCGCUCUUGCCGGCACAGAAGCUCUGCUGGCAGCCAACGAUGCCACGGCCGCUGCUGCUUUGGCUGGUGGGCUAGCGCUCGGUCCACUCGCUAUGGAAUCGCAUGGGGUGCCAUCGUCAACGGAGGCGUUGCUGUGCAAUAUACAGACUUUACUGAAAGUGGCUGUGGACAAUUCAAGACAGCAGGAGCGACAAAUCACCUAUGAAAAAGCGGAGCUCAAAAUGGAUGUUUUGCGCGAACGCGAAGUCAAAGAUUCAUUAGAUCGGCAAUUAGCUGAUGAACGGAAACUCAGAGUUUUGUAUCAGAAACGCUACCGUCGCGAGCGUAAAAUGCGCAUACGCUACCAACAGCAGCUGGACGGUGGCAAACGAAAACUGACACACCCAUCAAAUGCGGGUGGCAGCAGUGGUGGUGGCAGUGCCAACAAUGGCGGUGCCGUCGGGCCCAAUGCCAAUGAGGAGGGACGCAGCAGCGUGGGCGGUGAAUGCAAAAAUAAUAGCGGCGAAGCAGUGACACGUAAAACGGAACCAGAUAACGAUUGCAAAUCGAGCGAAAAGUCUGAGAAGUCGUUGAAUUCCAAUGAUGGCUGUUCGCUAACGCAGCAAACCCAAAAUGCACAACAACAACAACAAUCACAGCAAACGCAGUUACAACAACAACAGCAUCACCAAUCACAAUCCCAAUCAUUGUCACAUCAUCAUCUACAACAACAACAGCAACAACCACUGCACCUGAGGCAACGUUCGGAAAGUCCCAGUUUUAAACGUGAACCACACUCGGAUCGUGAUAGUCCGCUCGUCGGCCGUCGUAGUGUCGAUCGUUUGGAGCGUUGCGAUCGUGAUCAUGCCGAACGUGAGUCGCGUGAACAUUGCGAACGCUCAGAACGUGAUUGUGGCGACACCGCGGCCAUUGAGCGUUCACUGAGCAUGCCACCCACUUCACAGGCGGAGAGCAGUUUAGCGGCGGCGGCCGCAGCAGCUGCUGCAGCGGCUGCAGCUAGUGGUGGCAAGGCACCAUGGAACUAUCCGGGCAUCGAUUUGAUGGCCACUGGCGCCUUUUGGCAGAACUAUUCCGAGUCCUUGGCGCAAGAAAUCGAAUUGGAGCGCAAAUCGCGCGCUGCCAAUGCCGAACGUGAUGUGAAGAGUCCAUUAACUGAGCGCCCACCAGCGUACUAUAAGAAUUCGAUGCUCUUCGGCGGUGCAAACUAAAGAGUAAACUGAAAUACUUGAAGGUUGUACAACAAAGUGAGUAUUUCAAAGACGAUGCAAGGGGGAAUACAUACAUACAUAUGCAUAUGUAUAGGUGAUUUACCGACGGUCCCUGCGUUAUUUCGUGCAUAAUACAAAGCAGUGAAAAUCACAAGUAGCGAGCGGGUAUUAUAAAAAUUGUUAAGGAUGAGAGAAUAUUAGUUAUAUUGCAGUAAUGAUCUCAAGGUGUAAACGCGAAAAUAAUAAAAAUGGGAGGAGAGCGCGUUUGGAGCAAAAUUGUAGCAGCACAAUACCAAGAAACCUAUGGAAAAGCAAGAAAAAUAGCAGUAAAACGCAACUGCUUUGGAAAUUUCGUAGCAGUAAUUAGUAUACGACAGAGAGAGCGCAACCGAAAGUGCGUAGAAAUAAUGAAAAAAUAUUUGUGAAUAAUAAAAAAUAUAGGAAUUUUAAAAAGCAUUUACGAGUAGAGCAAAUAGCAGUACUUACUAAACUAGUUACCAGUGGAACAUAUGCGAGCGAGGAAAUAUAAGUAUAUAGUAGUGUAUAUAGACAAAAGCCAAUAGGUGGCAACUUUUUUUUUUUAAUAUGUUGAUAUUUAUUUGUAAAUUUGCGAAAAUUAAUUUAAGAAAAGCUUAGCGAAUUCUUUCUGCGGUUUAUAAAUACUUAACUAAGUACUACUUGAAAAUGCGCAAGUAAAGGAAAAAUACUUGAAAGUAACUAGUAGCCAUAGAUAUAUAAGUGCUUAUAUUUACAUAUGUAUGUAUGUAUAUCACUAUGUAUUUGCAUAUGUAGUACAUAGAGUAUGUUUAUUUAGACGUUUUUGAAAAGCGUGCUAAAUUAAGAUUAAUGUUCACACACACAUACACACAUAUGUAUAAGCCUACAUAUGUAUGUAUGUAUAUUUAAUUAGAUAAUUAGUUGUCUAAGCCAGUGAGAACAGCUUUUUCAUAGAGAAGUAGUAGGUUAAAUUU